GGUUGUUGCUGAUAAUGUCUGGUCAACGGAUCCGAAGUGUUUUGCGUAGACAGCUGUUAAUAAACACUUGUAUCUUCUGGAUGAUAUCUUCCGUAGCUCUUCAAGUUUCUGCUCCAUACAGUAGAACUGUCUUGACAUUUGUGUUGAAAAUUCUGACUUUGGUGUUAGUUUACAGUUGUUUUGAGUUCCAGACGUUCUUCAGUUGUAGAUAUACUGCUCUUCCUUUGCUAAUCCGCGCCUUUACAUCCGCUUCUGAUCCACAGUGUUCGUCAAUGUUGCUGCCCAGAAAUGUAAAGGUUUUUACAUCGUCAAAAGCUUCUCCGUCAAUAAGUUGAUCGAUGCGAUAAAAUUUAAAAAUAUGAGUUUGGGGAUCUAUCGUCCCCAAUACAAUGUUAAUCGUUGCUUUGGUAGUUAGAAGAGGCAUCAGCCUCGUAGCUUUCAUCAUGAAGCGUUAUAAUUAUUCCUUCAACUCACAGGACAGAGUUUAAAUGAUUGAAUUCGUUUAAUCCGGUUCACGUUCUUUUGGCAGGGUUGUUUUCUACGAGGUGGAGUUGCCAAACCCACACUCAAUCCUGCUCAUUCACCCGAGCUUGGAACCGACAUUAAUCCUAGAAGAUUUACAGGUGGAGUUAUUUUCAACUACUUCAUCACAUUAUCAAUGAAUUACUCUAGCUCUAUGACUCCUUGUUACUUCAUUGGACCAUCCAGAAUCUUCACGCGUUUAUUACAUUAAUUUGCACUACUCUUUAGAUGUCUUUGAUCUCAGUACUUCAUUAUGAUGAUACAUAUCCAUGUUUGCUGUUAUAAGUUGUAAUCAGUUGAUAAGAACCUAGCGAGAUAUAAUAAACUCAUGUUAUUCUGUUCGAUUCAUUGUUCUUACUCAUUUUCAAGAUGAUAAAGAGAACUAAGUGUAUGAUGUUACUCAAUGAAUGGUUUCUAUAAAUUUCAACAUUUAGUGACUUUUUCGGAUUUCAGAACUUGUAUUUCAUGAAAACACGGAAUAAUCUACUUCCACUCAGUAAACCUGAAGAGUUAUUGAAAACUACCGAAAUUCCAUUAGAAGAACAGAAAGUGAUUCGACCGCAUCAAUUAUAUCAUUUAGCUACAUCAAUGAACAGAAACUCAUGCCAUGUUAUUUAUAAUGACGGUGUACAUAGCGAUUGUUGUGUAUGGUCACCUGAUCCGUUAAUCAAUGGUCCAGCAAGAUGUGGCUGUUUUAUGGCUACUAUUCUAGCUAUAUUCAGUAUCAUAUUAUUACUUAUUGGGAUAAUUUUAACCAUACUGCAUUACGUAAUCGGCAUGGAAUUUUACACAAUUAACCGUGGUCAAACUAUUGGUCCAUUACUAUUAGGCCUCACAAUUAUACCACUUAUAUUCAUGAUCUACUUCAUAUGUAUAGCUAGGCAUAAAAUAACUGAUUAUGUUGAACAGUUAUCAUUGAAUUACCUUGCCAAAGAACGAAUAGCUUACAGACAACACCAGGCAGAAUUAGCACGAAGUUCAAUUGGAUUACAAAACUCAUCCAGAUACAGUUAAUAAACCAAGAGAGAAAUCCACUGGAUAAACUAAUCUCAUUCAGCAUUUGAUCUUUUUGUGAAUUUCAUUUAAACAUUUUGUAACCUACAGUCAUUAAUACAUUCAAUGUAAAACAUUAUCAAGGUGAACCUUAUUUAUCAAAACAUUACAGAUGUAAGAAUUUACAAAAAUGGUGUAUUCAUUCUUUAUAUCUAUUUUUUCUUAUAUUACUGUAACCGUGGUGAUUCAGUUUCUUGUACAUACA
Schistosoma haematobium is the source of this 1780-nucleotide messenger RNA. RefSeq lists its product as uncharacterized. The transcript is spliced from 3 exons. The coding region runs from base 988 to 1536 and encodes 182 amino acids. The record is from RefSeq and is a predicted model, not a curated record. Lineage: Eukaryota; Metazoa; Platyhelminthes; Trematoda; Strigeidida; Schistosomatidae.